AAGGAUAUGUAACGUGUGCAUGUGUGCAUGUGAUGUCAUGUUCGAAGGCACAUCUGUAGAAUCAUGAGUUUUCUAAUGGUGUCAUUAGGCAAUGCUAGUUAAUGACGUAUUGCUUGUGCUCGUCAUGUGAUGACAUGUCACGUUUAUCAAUAAAUUGGAAAACCGUGAUUGUUCGAGGAUUAGAGAAUCGGAAUAUGCACUAGAGACACGUCUGUUUCUGUUGUCCGUUCUGCCCGGUCAUAACAAAUUGGUGACAGAGGUAAAAGCAAUGGCGAGUAGCAUUUUGCCGGAAAAGUUUGAUUCUGGUGAUUUCCCGAAUUGGCUUCGCCAAUUUAAUUGUUGUGCCUCCGCUAAUGGCUGGACAGACGACCAAAAGUUGCAAAAGCUGCCGGCAUUUUUGCGAGGGUUGGCGGCUACGUAUUUUCAUACAUUAUCUGAUGAUGAAAAAGAUACGUUUGCACAUUUAACAACCAGUCUCCAGACUGCCUUGUGUCCUGCUGUCGGACGAGAAGGCUAUUUUCGAGAAUUUGAAGAUCGUGUUUUGCGUAGUGGUGAGGAUCCUAGUGUUUUUCUGUGGUCUCUUCAGGAAUUGCUGAAAAAGGCGGAUCCGACUUUGGAAAAAGCUGCCACUUCUGCCUUGUUAUCCCGACAAUUUAUGAAGGGAUUUCCCAAUACCAUUCGUUAUAAACUUCUUGAACAUAACCCGACCCCGAAGUUGGAUGAUAUGCUCUCCUUUUCCAAACAGUUUCUGGCGAUAAGUGACAAUCAUGGACCUCACCCUGGUUUGUUUGCAGCCACAGAUGUCGUCCCUUCACCGACAUCUAUUGAGGGACGGCUGGACAAGCUAACAGCGGCAGUAGAGGAGCUGAAAAUGAACAAUAGUUUGUACGUAGCCACUGUUCAAAAAAAAGAACCGACCUCCCAAUUUGCUGGACGUCAACAGCCAGUACGCCGUGUGACAUGUUACUUUUGUUCUAAAGAGGGUCACAUAGCAAGAAAUUGCCCCCUAAAACGCACAAGCAGGGAACAAGGACCCAUUGAUGGUUCGUUCAAAUGCCAGAUGUGCAAUGGCUCGGGACAUAUUGCUUCGCAAUGUGCGAAUAACUGGGUCGUUGACAAUCCGAAUACUAAGGAAGGUAAUCGUGUUGCUAAUGUAACAAAUAUUCCGAACCGAUUUGUGUCGACUUUAAACUCCAAAGGGGUGGCCCAAUAG
This is a messenger RNA of Rhopilema esculentum, 1213 nucleotides long. NCBI's taxonomy places the organism in Eukaryota, Metazoa, Cnidaria, Scyphozoa, Rhizostomeae, Rhizostomatidae. The record is from RefSeq and is a predicted model, not a curated record.